AUGUUCACCCCAGAAGAGGGCGCGUGGCUCGUGCCCCUCGACCUGAAGUACAAUAUCUCCGUUCCCGGACUAUCCAUGCUAUAUCCGCAUGUCCACUGCGAUGAUAAAGGCUGGAUCUGUCAGAUGACGACAGGCGAGAGUGAGAUCAACGCCCCGGCAUCCACCACUGCACUCUUCUUCUCACCUUAUUUCGAUUUCACGAGCACGUACUUCAUGAUCGCUGGCAUCGCGGGCGGUAAUCCGUACUAUACGACAACUGGGAGCGCAGCGUUCGCGCGGUACUCAGUCCAGGUGGCACUCAGCUACGAAAUCGACCCGCGUGAAUUGCCCAGCAACUGGACCACAGGCUAUUUCGGCUUCGGCACUACCGCGCCAGAUAUGUACCCUGGCAUGUCCAACUGGUAUGGUACCGAAGUGUUCGAACUCAACACCAACUUGCUGCCGAGGGUCAUGGAUCUCGUCAAGGAUGUCAAAUUGAAUGACACAGCGGACGCGGCGGCAUGGCGCUCGAAGUACGACUUCGCCCCGGCUAACCUCCCCCCGACGAUCGUGCAAUGUGAUGUCGCCACUAGUGAUGUGUGGUUCUCUGGUGCCAUGCUGAGCGAAGCGAUGGGGAAUAUUACGGAGGUCUGGACUAACGGUACCGGCAAGUAUUGCACAACCGCUGAAGAAGAUAAUGCGACUCUUGAAUCUGCAGUCCGAGCCCACCUUGCAGGGAUGGUUGACUACAGCCGGUUCAUCCUCCUCCGCACGGGAGGGUUCGAGGUGGCAAUCACGAACAUCUUUAUGGCUGGAUGGCCUGUGGUUAAGGAGAUAGUGUAUGAUUGGGAUGCCUUCACGAGAGGGUAUGGAGAUGUGCUCGGAUCACUGCUUUGA
Molecule: messenger RNA, 876 nt
Organism: Dacryopinax primogenitus
Lineage: Eukaryota; Fungi; Basidiomycota; Dacrymycetes; Dacrymycetales; Dacrymycetaceae
Product: purine nucleoside permease
Exons: 4
Coding region: 1-876 (291 amino acids)
Biological process (GO): transmembrane transport
Cellular component (GO): endoplasmic reticulum
Source: RefSeq, a predicted model, not a curated record